Messenger RNA from Phragmites australis (common reed), 1308 nucleotides. RefSeq lists its product as uncharacterized. Bases 54 to 1049 code for a protein of 331 amino acids. The record is from RefSeq and is a predicted model, not a curated record. Lineage: Eukaryota; Viridiplantae; Streptophyta; Magnoliopsida; Poales; Poaceae. The transcript has 2 exons.
UGCUGAUCUAUAUCUGCCGGCGAUCGAUCCAUUCAGCAGUGUUCUUUUUCAAGAUGAACACCGUGAGAAAUCUCUUGCGUUUCUUUCUCUUCAGUUCCAUAGCCUGUAUGGUGCUGCUAGUGCUGCAGCGUUCUCCGUGUCCGUGCUGCGACGUCGUACCGGCACAUGAAGAACUGACCUUGGGUACUAAUGGAACUCGAGCCGUUGAUCCCAGCUUGAAGAAGCUUGGCAUGGCUGAAGGCAAGCUUCCGGAGGUGCUGAGGAGAGCGGCCAUGGAGGACAAGACCAUCAUAAUGACCUUCACGAACGAAGCGUUCGCGGCUCCCGGUUCGCUCAUGGACCUCUUCCUGGAGAGCUUCCGCACGGGCGUGAGGACGGAGCCCCUGCUCAAGCACCUGGUCAUCGUCGCCGCCGACGCCAAGGCGUUCGAGCGGUGCCAGAAGGUGCACCCGCUCUGCUACGCGCUCCCCGUCGACGGCGCCAACUUCACGUCGGAGCAGCUGUUCAUGGCCAGGGACUACCUGGACAUGAUGUGGCGCCGGAACAGGUUCCAGGCGCAGGUCCUGGAGCUGGGCUACAGCUUCGUCUUCACAGACGUGGACAUCGUCUGGUUCCGGAACCCGCUGCUGCGCAUCCCGGUGGGCGUGGACUUCGCCAUGUCGUGCGACAUGUACCACGGCGACAACCCGUACGACCUCAACAAGCGGGCCAACGGCGGGUUCGUGUACGCCAAGGCGAGCGCGAGGACGGUCGCGUUCUACGCGGGCUGGUACGAGGCGCGGAAGGCGUACCCGGGCAAGAACGAGCAGGACCUGUUUGACAAGCUGAAGCGCGAGCUGUCGGCGCGGCACGACGUGGCGGCGCAGUUCGUGGACACCGCCUACCUCGGCGGCUUCUGCGAGCGCGGGAAGAGGAGGGACUUCCACAAGCUGUGCACGUUCCACGCCAACUGCCUCGUCGGGCUCAAGACCAAGCUGGAGAAGCUCCGCAGCGUCCUCGACGAGUGGAAGCAGUUCAAGGCCGGAAACGGCACCGCUCUUACGGACUGAACCAGUAUCAGUCAGCAUCGAUCGUGCGCGUUUUCUCGUCUAUCGAACAGAUUAUUUGGUAUACACAAGUGCUCCGGUGCUUCUGUACAACAUUCGUGCGUAGGUAGCCACUUUGAAUUCCAUUUCCCUUUCCCGUUGUAUAUAGAAGCUUAAUCCAAAGGACGACAGCACUAAAAAGCUUUAAGGUUACCGAGUGUGAGUGCUAUUGAAUCAUCAUCGAAUAGUGUUUUUUUAGCAAGUGUAAAUGCAAUAUGGUUAA